CUGCGGCAGCUGCAGGAGAAGUUCCAGGCCCUGGCUGAGAAGAUGACGCUGAGGGUGGAAGAAAUGGGCGAGCGCAUUGAUGAUCUUGAGAAGCAUGUUGCCGACCUGAUGACAGAGGCUGGGAUAGAAAACACUGAUGAAGAGCUGAGAGUAAAGAAACUUAAGUAUUACUUUAUGUAUUUCCACUUAGUUUUGCGCUAUGCACUGAAACAAGGACGGGACGGAGAAAGAAAAAGGGAGAAGAGCACCGUGCUGAAUCUGGGAGUUUACAAGUAG
Antrostomus carolinensis (chuck-will's-widow) is the source of this 276-nucleotide messenger RNA. RefSeq names its product heat shock factor-binding protein 1-like. Gene Ontology annotation, molecular function: transcription corepressor activity. Gene Ontology annotation, cellular component: nucleus; cytosol. The record is from RefSeq and is a predicted model, not a curated record. The annotation marks the transcript as partial. The transcript is spliced from 3 exons. NCBI's taxonomy places the organism in Eukaryota, Metazoa, Chordata, Aves, Caprimulgiformes, Caprimulgidae. Gene Ontology annotation, biological process: cellular heat acclimation.